UCGGCUGACAGGAUAAAAUAUGCAUAAAUACCGUUAUAUGGUAAAAUAAAGCAGCAGCUACUAUAAUAUGAUGAAGAAAGUAGUCCCUGCCAUCACGGGCAUGUAGGCGAGUCACAGUGUAUAAAUACGCCGGGUUGUCAAACAGUAAAGUUUCUCUGGACCCUCCAUACAAUCUGUCAGCUGAAGACGAACUGGAAAACCCUUCGGCCAUUGGAGAACUGGGGCAGCAAUGAAAUAAAUCAACACCACUAAGGUCAGAAAGACCUAGUGGUCAGCAUCUCAACCAACUACUCGACAAAUCCGCCUUGAAAUCCCAGACAACACAAGGGGAAUAAAACAGAAACGCAGGAGUACAAGUCACGCUAGGACAUCAGUGACAAUAGCAUUAAGCAGGAGGCACUCCAUGGGAUCGGGUUCAGAUUAUAAAGGAUUUAUGAAGCACACAACACAGCAUCUGUUACAUCCAUCAGUAGAUCUUGCAGUCGCUGAAACCAAAAUAUAAAACCUGUACCAGCGCUGUCUGUCGUUGAAUAAGAAUAGUGGGGGUUUGGGACCUGAAAACAUUGUUACAUAUUUGUCGAGGAAAAAAAAAAGACAGCCUGCAACCUGCUGCCCCAGCCUUCAAGGUGCCUUUACCAUGGUGACCCUAAAGGAAUCAUAAACUUUACAAUAAGCCAGAGGGGGGAAAAAACUCCUUGUCCCAGUUGCAUUGCCUCACUUUCAGCCUCCUCUGGAUCCCUUUCGUCCCACGACGGCGCCAACCUGGUGCAGCCAUGCAUCUGGAAGUGAAAGUCGCCCUCAACUUCAUUGUGUCCUACCUGUACAACAAGCUGCCUCGGCGUCGAGCUGACCUGUUUGGCGAGGAGCUGGAGAGGAUACUGAUGUCUCGUUUUGAGGGUCACUGGUACCCUGAAGCCCCUCUCAGGGGCUCGGCCUUCCGCUGCAUUCACCUGGGAGCACCGAGGGACCCCGUGGUGGAGUUGGCUGCCAAGAGAAGUGGACUGGACACCGAGGAAGUGCGCGCGAAUGUCCCUGCGGAGCUCAGUGUGUGGAUUGACCCGUACGAGGUAUCCUACCAGAUCGGAGAGAAGGGGGCGGUGAAGGUUCUCUACCUGGAGGACCCUCCCGGACUCGGCUGUGACGGCGAGAGGGCCGAGGGGGUGAUCAGAGAGGGUAAAGGAGAAGCAGAGGCGGAGGAGGCCAAGAGUCUGGGCUUUAACCCAGACGCUCAGGUGUUUGUGCCGAUCGGAAGCCAGGCGUCCCCUGCCCUCAUGCCGUCACUCUCCAGCUCUCCCACGCCUCUGUCUGGCCAGCCCUGCCCCGGCCUCUUCAGCUACCCCAGCUCCAGCACGCCCCCCGACCCUGCCGCCCACUCCUCAAACACCUCCACCCCUUCUCCUCCCAGCGGCGGGCUGCCCUACCUCUCCGCCCAGCAGCCGCCCUCCGCUCUCGCCACUGCCCGUCCUCAGCCCAUCACCUUCACCACCGCCAGCUUCGCCGCCACUAAAUUCGGCUCGACCAAGAUGAAGAAGUGCAGCGUGGCCGGGUCGGCCGGCGGCCCCGGAGCGGUCCUACCUCCUGCCCAGAGGAUGCUCACGCGCUCUCCUCCCACCAUCUCGGCGCCGGAGCUGCUCAAGCACAAGCCCCUGUCCCUGUCCCUGCACUCCCUCGGAGGUCCCAUCGCCAGCCAGCUCUCUCCCAACGCCAAAGAGUUUGUCUACCCAGGAUCCCCAGGCCCCCUUUACUUUGAUGCCGACACCCAGCCCAUGCAGCCUCAUGCCAGCCCAUUCCAACCCCCCCACGCUGUCAACACCCAUCCGUCCUUUGACCCCUUCUCCAGCCCCCCCCCUGGCCAGAGCGUGGGCAUCAUCGGCGGCGGCAACGGAGGAAUCUCCUACAUGGAGAAGCCGCCGUUUGUCGAGGGUUUAGGAAGCUACAACCUGCAAUAUCCCAGCCAGUCCUUCCAGCCGGUCGUGCUGGCCAACUAAGCCUUCAUUUGUAACGAAAAGAAUUGUUGUGGGACGAGGUGGGUUUGGACAAUGACGCUCCAGAUAUUUUCAGUUUUUUUCUAACGAAAAUUGUUCUAACACAAGUUAAGAAUUAGUUUUACUACAAAGAUUUAAAAAUACCACGUCCACCGAAUAAUUCAUGUGAUCGUGUUUUUG
Molecule: messenger RNA, 2165 nt
Organism: Perca flavescens (yellow perch)
Lineage: Eukaryota; Metazoa; Chordata; Actinopteri; Perciformes; Percidae
Gene: tob2
Product: transducer of ERBB2, 2
Exons: 3
Coding region: 774-1988 (404 amino acids)
Biological process (GO): regulation of gene expression
Cellular component (GO): nucleus; cytoplasm
Molecular function (GO): transcription corepressor activity
Source: RefSeq, a predicted model, not a curated record